This is a messenger RNA of Ipomoea nil (Japanese morning glory), 1870 nucleotides long. RefSeq lists its product as uncharacterized. The record is from RefSeq and is a predicted model, not a curated record. Lineage: Eukaryota; Viridiplantae; Streptophyta; Magnoliopsida; Solanales; Convolvulaceae. Gene Ontology annotation, biological process: multicellular organism development. The transcript is spliced from 4 exons. Bases 165 to 1457 code for a protein of 430 amino acids.
UGGGUUUGAGAUUUCUGGUGAUAGAUUUGUGUUUCCUAGCUUGUCAUCAAUCGUGUAUCUAUAUAUACAUAUAUGGCUUUAGUUACCCAGAUCGAGAAUAGUAGCGACAACAUUAGUUUCCCAGAAUUGUGUGGGUUUUUGUUGGGGGUUUUGGGGGUUUGAAUAUGACCAUGUUUGAUAACAAUUUUCCUGCUUAUUAUUAUUACUAUUAUUCUGAUCAAAACCUGUGUGGACAGCAUUUUGAUGGUCUUGGUCACGGGUAUAGAGGUCUUAUGAGCCAAUUAGAACAGCAAGGGUUUCCUCAAUCUUACCACUGUUACUAUAAUAAGAGCGCAGGUUGUUUGGUCGGGGCUCAGAAUCUUGAAGAGGAUACGGUAAUGGCGGAAGAUGAAUCUAGGACGGAGAGUGUUAACGAGGAAGCUGGGCCCAGUUAUUCUAAGGAUGUCGUAGUGCCCGCUACGGCGGUUACGAGGGAGGAGGAGGAGGUGGAGGAUGAUCAUAAGGGAUGGCUUCAAUUGAGUAUCGGCGGCGGCGGCGGCGGUGGCGCCGCCGCGAGCGGCCACCAUAAAAACGGGCGGGGUGGUCUAGGAUUAGUGGAGCUCGAUCUGCUGCCGCCUGGGCCGAGUAGUGGGCCGCCGCCGCUGCCGCUGCCGUUGCCGCCGCAGUAUCCGUUAAGUGCGGCGGCGGCGUCGGGGGUGGAGUUUCGGCAGCCGCUGCCGCCGCAUUUCCAGCUAACCAAUAGUGUAGCGACGCCGGCCGCCGUGGGGUAUAUUAGUGCGCCCCCGUCUUACUUCUUGCAACAACAACAACAGCAACAGCCGGGCGCCGCGGACAUAAACUGGGCAAUCCGACCCGUCAUGGCCAUCCCGCCGCCGCCGCCGGGCGUUUCCGCCCCGAGUUCCUCGUCUCCCCCGUUUAUGUACGCGCCGCCGCUCUCAGGCUCCCGCUUCGCGCCUCGCCCCGGUGCAUUCCCAUUACUCUACGCCGGAGUCGGCGGCGUAGCCCACGCCGCCGGAGGGUCGUCAUCUCCGAGCUUGGACUUUAGAGUGAUUGAUCCUCCUCGACGUCCACUUUCCGGUAUAUGGUUUUCGCUUCAAGCUUCUCAAAAUCAAGCCAAGGAGCCAUUUUUGCCGCAGAUAUCCAAGAGCUACCUAAGAAUCAAAGAUGGAAGCAUGACAAUCCGAUUGGUGAUGAAGUAUCUAGUCAACAAGCUACAACUCGACAACGAGUCCGAGGUAUGUAACAUAAAGAUAAGAUGUAGAGGGCAAGAGCUAGCGCCAUCGUUGACACUGCAACACGUAAGAGAUGAAAUAUGGAUGAACAACAGCAACAACAAUAAUGAACAUCCUCCUCCAUUCACUUUGCUUCCACAACCCUCAACCUCUGCUACUACUACUAAUCAUCAUGUCAUGCUGCUUCUCUAUGCCAGAAAGUCAUCAUCAUCUUCAACUGCUUAAUUAUAAUUUUUUUUCUUUUUUACUUUAUUAUUAACUCCCAUUAUUAUUUUUUUUUAUUUUUAUUUCACUUUACUUCUUACUAUUUAUCUCAUCAUCAUUCUUGAUCUGAUCUUACCCCCCUGCCUCCUUCUGUUGAUGCUGCUGCAUGUUGUAUCAUUGCUAGUAAUUGAUACCCACCCAGUUUUUUUUUUUUUUUUUUUUUUUCUCUCACUUAUUUAUUUUUAUUUUUAAUUUUUAAUUUUUAAUUUUCCCCAUUUUUCUUCUCUUUUUUGGAGAAGGGAAAGAAUACUUGAUGAGCAUAUACCUCAAAAUCGAUAUGUACAAUGUUUUGGGGUUGACCAACCGAUUAACAUGAUGAAUUUGUAUUUUUUUUUUCCUCUCUGAUUUUUACUAUAACAUAGUUGGUUUGGCUA